Molecule: messenger RNA, 1250 nt
Organism: Cucumis sativus (cucumber)
Lineage: Eukaryota; Viridiplantae; Streptophyta; Magnoliopsida; Cucurbitales; Cucurbitaceae
Product: ethylene-responsive transcription factor 2
Exons: 1
Coding region: 101-940 (279 amino acids)
Biological process (GO): regulation of DNA-templated transcription; ethylene-activated signaling pathway
Molecular function (GO): DNA-binding transcription factor activity; DNA binding
Source: RefSeq, a predicted model, not a curated record
AAUUCUAAAAUUUCAUUCACAUUCUAAUUUCUCUAUCUCUUCUUCUUCUUCUUCUUCUUCUUCAUUUUUCUUUUUCUUUUUUUUCUUUAUUGAAUUUACAAUGAUGUACGGACAAAUUAACGGUUGUGAAUCCGAUUUUGUUCAUCUUGAAACCAUUCGUCGUCAUUUAUUGGGAGAUUCAGAGGCUUUCCGAUGUGGGAAUUUCUCCCUUGCUGGAACUACCUCCCCUGUUUUCUGUCGGAGCUCAAGUUUUGGCAGCUUGUACCCUUGUUUAACUGAAAAUUGGGGCGAUUUGCCUCUCAAAGAGGAUGAUUCCGAAGACAUGGUCCUCGCCGGCGUCCUCCGCGAUGCCGUCAACGUCGGUUGGGUACCAUCGCUUGAAACUUUCAAUUUUGGGUUCUCUGAUGUCAAGCCCGAGCCCGAGAUUCUCUCUCCGGUGAACGUCUUGCCGGAAGUUAAGGUUCCGUCCACGGAGGUGGCUGCGGCCUUGCCGGCGGUCGUUCCCGCGAAGGGGAAGCAUUACCGGGGUGUACGGCAGCGACCGUGGGGUAAGUUUGCGGCGGAGAUUCGAGACCCGGCGAAGAACGGAGCUCGGGUUUGGCUUGGGACGUUUGAAACCGCGGAGGAUGCGGCGCUUGCUUAUGACCGGGCUGCUUAUCGGAUGCGUGGCUCCAAAGCUCUUCUUAAUUUUCCACUUCGAGUUAAUUCGGGUGAACCUGAUCCGGUUAGAGUGACGUCGAAGCGGUCGUCACCUCGAUCGUCCCCGGAACCUACUUCGUCGUCGUCGUCGGUAGAGAGUGGGUCUCCUAAGCGACGAAAGAAGGCGGAAGGUACCGCGGUGUCACCCGCCUUAGCUUCGCCGGAGUUGAAUCAAUUAGUGGUGGGGACGAUUGGAUUGCAAGUGGAAGCUGAUGUGGCAAAAUGUACAAGUGGCGAGUAAUGAUUGGGUGACUAGUGGAGAUAGUGAAAAUUAAGAAAAAGGCAAGGAGCACUUGAGAUUAAAUAAACCAAAACUUUAAAAGAAAUUUGUAAUUAUUUUUUGAGGACAUAUUCUAGGAAUAGGAUUGGUAGAAUUUUCUUUGGAGUUUCAAAUUUUUGGGGAUUUUAUUUUAGAAAUUAUAAAAUUUCCCAAAAAGAAAAAAGAAAAAAAAAAUUGGUACAUAAUGGGGUGGUUGGAUUUUGCUAAAGCAAAUUUGUUUAUUGUUUAGAAAAGUAUAUCUUUUGAAUGGAAUUUUUAUAUUCUUUUCACA